GGCCGGCAGCGCGCCGCUCCUCACUCCUCCUCGUUCCCUCCGACUGAGGCUCCUCUGCAGACUCUUCACAUGGACGUGUGGGGCCCAGCCCGCGUCCGUGGACAGGGUCACGAGCGUUACUUCCUGCUGGUCGUUGACGACUACUCGCGUUACACCACAGUCUUCCCCUUGCGCAGCAAGGGUGAGGUCCCUGAGGUGUUGAUCGACUGGAUCCGCGGAGCUCGUCGCCAGCUCAGUGAGAGUUUCGGCUCGGCCCUUCCUGUUCUGCGUCUGCACUCAGACAGAGGUGGGGAGUUUUCCUCCGACCUCCUAAGGGCCUUCUGUCGUUCGGAGGGCAUCCGCCAGACGUUCACGCUUCCGGCCUCCCCGCAGCAAAAUGGGAUUGUUGAGCGCCGCAUUGGCAUGGUCAUGGACGUCGCUCGUACGUCCAUGAUCCAUGCGGCUGCUCCCCAUUUUCUGUGGCCGUUCGCGGUUCAGUACGCUGCGCAUCAGAUCAACCUUCAGCCUCGUGUCUCCUUGCCGGAGACCACACCUACUCUGCGGUGGACGGGGAAGGUUGGCGAUGCGUCCGCGUUCCGUGUCUGGGGAUCUCGAGCUUUUGUCCGCGAUACUACAGCGGACAAGCUGUCCUCCCGUGCCGUUCCCAGUGUCUUCCUUGGCUUCCCUCCUGACGCACCCGGGUGGCAGUUCUACCACCCCACCUCACGUCGUGUUCUGUCCUCUCAGGACGUCACGUUUGAUGAGUCGGUGUCGUACUACCGUCUCUUCCCCUACCGCACUGCCUCUCCCCCCCCCCCCCCGCCGCUCUUCCUCGCACCAGGUACUCCCCCGGUAGACCCCCUCCCCCCCCAGGGUCCUGCCCCCUCAGGUGUGUCCCAGGUAGACCCUGCCGAGCCGGUCGAGGUAGCUGUCGACUCAGGUACUACUAGGGGUGCUGAGCCUGUGGGUGCGGGGCCUGGGGGUGCUGAGCCUGAGCGUGUGGAGCCUGGGGGUGCUGAGCCUGAGCGUGUGGAGCCUGGGGGUGCUGAGUGUGGGAGUGCUGAGCCUGGGGGUGCUGAGUUUGGGAGUGCUGAGCCUGGGGGUGCUGAGCCUGGGAGUGUUGCGCCUGCACGUGCUGCGUCUGGAGGUGCUCUAGGUGUCCCGUUGCGACGGGAGCCUCUCUCCCCUCAGCAGCUUCGUGAGUGGUACUCUCAGCGCUGUCGGGGUGCUGUUGCUGCUGGUGUUGCUGGAGGUGCUGCUGGUGCUGGAGCUGCUGGAGGUGCUGCUGGUGCUGGAGCUGCUGUAGGUGCUGCUGGUGCUGGAGAUGCUGGAGGUGCUGCUGGUGCUGGAGCUACUGGAGGUGCUGCUGGUGCUGGAGCUGCUGGUGGUGCUGGAGCUGCUGGUGGUGCUGCUGGUGCUGGAGCUGCUGGAGGUGCUACUGGUGCUGGAGCUACUGGAGGUGCUGCUGGUGCUGGAGCUGCUGGUGGUGCUGGAGCUGCUGGUGGUGCUGCUGGUGCUGGAGCUGCUGGAGGUGCUACUGGUGCUGGAGCUACUCGAGGUGCUGCUGGUGCUGGAGCUGCUGGAGGUGCUACUGGGACUAGAGACCCUGGGGCUGAGGGUUCUGUCUCUGCUGUUUCUGGAGGCGCUGCGCGGCCGCGGCCGUACUACGUUCUGCUUCUUCAGCAGGUUCUUGGCUCUCCGCCUUCUCCUGGUCCUCCUCCUCCUCCUUUCCUGAGUCCACCGCCUGUCCAGUCCCAGUCGCAGUUCCCGCCGGCCUCUCCUCUGCCUGGUCCCUCUCCUUACUCUGGACCGAUUAGAGGUCUUACGGAGCGUCGUGAGCCUGAGUCUCGUCCUGUGUCGCCUGAGUCUCGUUCUGCGUCGCCUGUCCGUCCUGUUCGCACUGGUCGUGUUUCGCGUCCGCGUCCUCCUCCUGUCCCUGGCACUCACUCUAUGACUCUGCGUCCUUCCACUGCUCCGCAGCGUGUCCCUUUGCCGUCUCCUCCUGCGUCCUCUCUUCCUGCUGGUCCGGACCCUGCGUCUGACUCCCUUCGUGCUGCUAGUCCAGCUGUCACACGCUUUCUGGCCACUGCUAUCACUGACCCUUUGUUUGAGUCCACUGCUGCGUCUGCCUUAGUUGCUGAGCUUGUCGACUUUGCUGCCCAUUGUCGUCUAGACUACGCCGCCAGUCUUGUUACUGAAUCUGCGUCUGUCUGUCCUCCGUCCGUCGGGGGUGAGUGUGCUCUUGGCACGGACGUUCUUGAGGACAGACAGGAGGAGUUUGAGUGCUUUGCUGCUUCUGUACCUCAUCUCGUGUCCAUGCUGAUUGCCCUUGAGGGAGACCCGGAUGCACCAGACAUCCCGACCCCGCGCUCUUACGCAGAGGCGAUAGAGGGUCCCUACUCCUCUCAGUGGCAGGCAGCCAUGGACGCCGAGAUGGCUUCCUGGAAGUCCACUGGCACCUACGUAGACGAGGUUCCCCCACCUAGGGUGAACAUCGUCAGUGGCAUGUGGAUCUUCAGGGUGAAGCGGCCGCCGGGUUCUCCGCCUGCCUUCAAGGCGCGCUACGUUGCACGUGGUUUCAGUCAGCGACAGGGAGUUGACUUCUUUCAGACCUUCUCCCCUACCCCGAAGAUGACCACUCUUCGGGUACUGCUGCACGUAGCUGCUCAGCGUGACUACGAGCUCCACUCGCUUGACUUCAGCACAACCUUCCUCCAGGGCAGCCUGCACGAGGAGAUCUGGCUGCGCCGCCCACCUGGUUUCACAGGGUCGUUUCCUGCUGGUACCCAGUGA
Molecule: messenger RNA, 2772 nt
Organism: Closterium sp. Naga37s-1
Lineage: Eukaryota; Viridiplantae; Streptophyta; Zygnematophyceae; Desmidiales; Closteriaceae
Source: the annotation of a GenBank genome assembly